UUUUUUUUAACCCACGUGGCCAGUGCACAAGGGUUUAAUAGUCCCUUUAUUCCUUCCUACUUGCUGCAUUUCUGAUCCUGUGGAGAACAGAGAAAGUAAAAUUCCAAAGGCAGUUAAACAAGAAGUGUUGAAAUCCACAAGAAAUCCUCAGAGCAAGGUCUCCUUCACCAUGUGGCUGUGCCUGGCAGUCCUCGUGGGCCUGUACUACCUCCUGCGCUGGUACCGGGAGAGGCAGGUGGUGAGCCACCUCCGAGACAAGUACAUCUUCAUCACGGGCUGUGACUCGGGCUUCGGGAACCUGCUGGCCAGGCAGCUGGACGCGAGAGGCUUGAGGGUGCUGGCUGCGUGUCUGACGGAGGAGGGGGCUGAGCAGCUGAGGCGGCAGACGUCAGACAGGCUGGAGACAGUGAUCCUGGAUGUCACCAAAACAGACAACAUUGCUGCAGCCACCCAGUGGGUGAAGGAGCAUGUGGGGCACAGAGGACUCUGGGGUCUGGUUAACAAUGCGGGAACCUUCCACACAGCUUGCCCUACUGAGUGGCUGGCAUUGGAAGCCUACAUGAAUACCAUCAAAGUGAACCUCCUUGGUUUGAUUGAGGUGACCUUGAACAUGCUUCCCUUGGUGAGGAAAGCACAGGGGAGGAUUGUCAAUGUCUCCAGCAUUCUGGGAAGAGUUGCUUUCCUUGGAGGAGUCUACUGUAGCUCCAAGUAUGGAGUAGAAGGCUUCACAGAUGUCCUGAGGCGUGAGCUUCAACAUUUUGGGGUGAAAGUCAGCAUAAUUGAACCUGGCUACUUUAGAACUGGAAUGACAGACCAGAAGAGGAUCACAGAGAAAAUAAAGCAGGCCUGGGAGGAAGUCCCUGCUCAUAUUAAGGAAACAUAUGGACAGAAGUAUUUUGAUGCCUUUUACGAUGACAUCAAACAAGGGCUGUUGAACUGUAGCACAAACCUGAACCUGGUCACUGACUGCAUGGAACAUGCUCUGACAUCUGUGCAUCCCCGCACUCGAUAUUCAGCUGGCUGGGAUGCUCAAUUUUUUUUCAUCCCUGUAUCUUAUUUACCUACAUCACUGGCAGACUACAUAUUGACUAGAUCUUGGCCCAAACCAGCCCAGGCUGUCUAACAAAAACUACUUUGGUGGUUUUUGAAGUGAAGGAGACAGAGUCUGAAAUGGAUCAUCAAUGUCUCUGUAACCCUUAUUUAGAACCUAGACCUUUUGUACCAAUGAGCUUUCUUGCCUAAACUCAUUCAUCUUCAUUUAUCAUCAGAGAACCAUUAUGGCAACUCAAGCUUAGUCCUUCAGGUGCGCAGUCUUUACUGUCUUCAUCAUUUUUUGAUGAGAACAUUUACUUCCUUGCCCUAUUAGAGUAGACUGAAAACAACAUUGAUAUUAUUGAUUUCUGUAAAUAAAUAGCUGUUCUAUACUGUAAUGAACUAUUGCUUGGGGUCUAUUGAGAAAUAUGUGGGUCUGUUUAUCUUAGUUCAAAUGGGUCUGUACUCCAUUAUGCUUAAUAAAUACUCAUUUUGUUUUCUCCUA
This is a messenger RNA of Manis pentadactyla (Chinese pangolin), 1537 nucleotides long. RefSeq names its product hydroxysteroid 17-beta dehydrogenase 6 (gene HSD17B6). Bases 170 to 1123 code for a protein of 317 amino acids. The transcript is spliced from 5 exons. Lineage: Eukaryota; Metazoa; Chordata; Mammalia; Pholidota; Manidae. The record is from RefSeq and is a predicted model, not a curated record. Gene Ontology annotation, molecular function: oxidoreductase activity.